CUUUUAAAAUCCCCUCCAAUUCCAUUCAUUAAUCAUCCAUUCCGUUCAUCCCUUUUCCCUCUCUUGUCCUAGAAACUUCUUCUCAUCUCAAUUCUCAUCCAUGGCGUCCGAUCUCGUAACUAAAGCUAAAGAAGCAUUCAUCGACGACCACUUUGAGCUCGCCGUUGACCUCUACUCUCAAGCCAUUGCUAUUACUCCUAAUAAUGCCGAGCUUUUUGCUGACCGUGCUCAGGCCAAUAUCAAACUCCGUAACUUCACGGAAGCUGUUGCUGAUACAAACAAGGCGAUUGAGUUAGAUCCGUCAAUGGCAAAAGCAUGUAUGCGCAAGGGUUUGGCCAGUAUGAAGCUUAAAGAGUACCAAACUGCAAAGGCAACUCUGGAAACUGGUGCUUCUUUAGCACCAGGAGAAUCAAGAUUCACUAGGUUAAUCAAAGAAUGUGAUGAACACAUUGCAAAGGAAGCUGAAAAAUUGCCUAAGCAUGCAACAGUUGAGACCACAGAAAGUGUUGUCCCUCCCACUGAAUCAAAGUCAUUAGAUAAUGUUGCUGCUGUUCCAAAAGAGACUCAACUGGCUUUCAACUUAUCAUAUGAAGGAACACCUGCUGUCAAACCGAAGUACAGGCAUGAAUUCUAUCAGAAACCGGAGGAGGCGGUGGUAACUAUAUUUGCCAAGGGCAUACCUGCCGAGAAUGUUUCAGUUGACUUUGGCGAACAAAUACUUAGUGUUAGCAUUGAUAUACCUGGCGAAGCUGCAUACUCUUUCCAGCCUAGGUUGUUCGGUAAGAUAAUACCUCAAAAAUGCAAAUAUGAAGUUAUGUCUACAAAAAUUGAGAUUCGACUUGCUAAAGCUGAAUCUAUACACUGGACAUGCCUCAAGUAUACUGGGGAAACUGCUGUAGUACAGAGGCCAAGUGUGUCAUCAGACAGCCAUAAGCUUAGCUACCCUUCCUCUAAUAUGAGAUGCAAGGAUUGGGAUAAACUAGAGGCUCAAGUGAAAAAAGAGGAAAAAGACGAAAAAUUGGAGGGAGAUGCAGCACUGAACAAGUUUUUCCGAGAUAUUUACAAAGAUGGCGAUGAUGAUGCAAGAAGAGCCAUGAUGAAAUCAUUUGUGGAAUCUAAUGGGACUGUUCUGUCCACAAACUGGAACGAGGUUGGUACAAAGAAGGUGGAAGGAAGCCCUCCAGAUGGCAUGGAGCUGAAGCAAUGGGAACACUAGGAAAUCCAGUGACUAUUUUCUUAUUUUCCGUUUUGCUCUUCAUUCUUGGUACUGGGUUGUCGUAGAAUUUGUCCAUAAUUUCUAGUGUAAGAUGGGCUAAUAGAAAUUUUGAUCUAUGGGAUAUGGCAAUUUCCUUGUGAACUUCCCAGUUCGCCACAUUAA
Solanum stenotomum is the source of this 1378-nucleotide messenger RNA. RefSeq names its product protein SGT1 homolog A-like. The transcript is spliced from 10 exons. Gene Ontology annotation, cellular component: nucleus; cytoplasm. Bases 101 to 1216 code for a protein of 371 amino acids. Gene Ontology annotation, biological process: defense response to fungus; protein stabilization. The record is from RefSeq and is a predicted model, not a curated record. Lineage: Eukaryota; Viridiplantae; Streptophyta; Magnoliopsida; Solanales; Solanaceae. Gene Ontology annotation, molecular function: protein-folding chaperone binding.